Molecule: messenger RNA, 2316 nt
Organism: Hypoxylon trugodes
Lineage: Eukaryota; Fungi; Ascomycota; Sordariomycetes; Xylariales; Hypoxylaceae
Product: amino acid permease/ SLC12A domain-containing protein
Exons: 4
Coding region: 580-2205 (541 amino acids)
Biological process (GO): amino acid transmembrane transport
Cellular component (GO): membrane
Molecular function (GO): amino acid transmembrane transporter activity
Source: RefSeq, a predicted model, not a curated record
UUCGUAACCAUGCGUAUCAGGCGCCACCCAGGUUUGCCCAUUGGCGUUUCUUUCGAGACAAGGUUCCCGGGAAUCCCUUAUCAGUACCAAGCAAUGAAUAAAUCCAAGUUCUACCUAACUCAUCUACCCACCUAGGUACAGAUUAAUGGUCAACUCUAACUCCGAGCCCGUCGCUUCCCACAAACUUGUAAUUAUCUAGGCUUUAUUGGGUGUUUCAAGCCCAUCUACUUGCCACUAAACUGGCAGUCACCUUGUUUUCGGACCGUCUUAAGAGGUCUGGGUCCCUUCCGACUCUUAAUAGGGCUUGAUAAAACCAUGUAGAUUGCCUGGGUACCGGUAUCUAAUUGGGUGAUUCCCAUCCUUCAGCUCUUUCUUCAUCUCAGAUUAAUGCUACUUUAAGUUGCACAUUGCGUCGCCAAGGAAUGUUCCGUCUGUUUGAUAAAUGUACCUAAGUACGCAUAGAAUCCUCGUGGAAGGUAUCUUGUGUUUCCAAGAACUUCCUCCCACCCCCCAAUUUUUCAAAUUUCUCCCUAAUCUCUCACCUCACAUACGCAUAUUCCGAACGUAACACAAGCGGCCAUGGACGAGGCCAAAGAACAACCAAGCCCUACCACCGCCUAUCAAGGCGACGGACUUGGGAAACGAGAUUCGAUAACCGGCGAAAUCUACCACGGAGACCAUGGCGCCGACACCGAUCUGAAGCGAUCCUUGAGCACUCGCCACUUGACGAUGAUAGCCCUUGGUUCCAGUAUUGGAAUGGGUCUAUGGCUCGGAAGUGGUGAAUCUCUAGCAGAUGGCGGGCCAGCUGGUAUCUUUCUCGGAUACUGCCUCGCUGGCUCUAUGAUUUGGUGCGUUAGCCACUCCAUCGGAGAGAUGGCUUGCAUGUACCCACUCCCAUCGGCGUUCGUUCAAUGGACAGGAAAAUUCGUCGACCCUGCGGCCGCCUUUGCCCUGGGUUGGUCAUAUUGGUUCUCUUACUGUAUCACGAUCGCAAACGAAUUAUCGGCUGCCAACACUGUCAUCACAUUUUGGACAUCCGUAGUACCGGUAGCCGGGUGGAUCAGCAUCUGGCUCGUAGUCAUUGUCUUGAUCAACGUCGGCGCUGUCACGCUUUUCGGCGAAAUCGAAGUCGUUGCAAGUACGAUCAAAUUCAGCUGGAUCUUCGUGAUCAUUAUCUCUAUGAUUGUUAUGUCGGCUGGAGGCGCGGGUUACGGCCCAGUCGGUUUUCGCUAUUGGAACGAGAUGCCGUUCGCCCACGGCUUCAAGGGCUUCCUAAACGUUAUGCCGACCUGUAUCUUCGCCAUGUCCGGAUCCGAAAACUCGGGUCUAGUCGCGGCAGAGACGUCUAACCCGCGAAAAUCGAUACCACGCGCAGUCGGCUCAAUCUGGAUCCGCCUAUCGCUCUUCUACCUCAUCGGAUCGCUCAUGAUCACCAUCAACGUCGACCCCAAUAACCAAGAUCUCUUCGGGCAAUCCGGCACCAAUGCUUCUCCAUUCGUUAUCGCCUACCGCGACGCUGGCAUCCCAGCUUUAGCCCACAUAAUGAACGCUGUUAUCCUCAUCUCGGUCAUAUCAACAGGGUCCAUUUCGGGCUACGGUGGAUCGCGCACGACCAUGGGUCUAGCCUAUCUCGAUAUGGCCCCUGAUUUCAUGAAGAGAGCUGAUAAGGUGGGGCGACCUUGGUAUGGUCUGAUACCCACCUUCAUCCUAGGCGGUGGUCUCGCAUACCUCAAUGUCAGCCAGUCUGGUUCCAACGUCUUCACGUGGUUUUCUAAUCUUACCUCGUUGUUCACCUUAUUCGGGUGGGGUAUGAUAUGUCUUUCUCACAUUCGUUUCCGCCACGCUUGGGCACGAAAAGGACAUACCGCUGAGGAACUCCCCUGGAAGUCGUGGAUCUACCCCGUGGGGCCUUGGUGGGGCUUAGCCAUGUGCAUCCUGCUCAUCAUUGUGCAAUUCUAUCUUUCAGUCUGGCCCCUGGGCAAGUCGCCGAGUGCCGAAAAUUUCUUUGCGAACUACAUUUCAGUCAUCGUCAUUGUCGUCUUGUGGCUUGGUGCCAGGGCUUUCUACCGUGGGCGCUGGUGGGUUGAUCUGGAUACCGUUGAGCUUGACGAAGGCCGAAGGUUUUAUAAGGCGGAUGUGGAAGAAGCAAAGACGCCUGGAUUUAAAGGAAUGGCGAAGAGGGUUGUUGGUGCUAUUCUGAAUUAGGUGAGCCCCUUUUAUGUGUGGGCUUAUGACCGCAUGCAUAGUCGAUUGAAGAGAACCAGUCGAAAUCAAGCCUCACAACCAAUGUUUAGCAAACAAUACACUUGAUAUCCG